UUCUGAACAAAAGAAACUUAAACUAGUUUCCGUCUCUCUCUCUAACCCAGAUCGUGUUCUCUUUGAAGACCUCUACAGAAAUCUUCCUCUUCCUCUUCCUCUUCGAUUACUCAGAAUAUCUUUCUCUCGCUCUAUUGCUUAAUUAUUAGGGUUUUUGACCGAAUAACUUAUCAUCUCAUCCAUAAAUAUUUUAUUAACCUCAGGUUUGGCAGAUGGCACUUUGAUAAGUUAUAAAAUUAUACGAGUAAAAUGCAGCCCCCCAUGGGAAAUGAAAGGCCCGGGCCUCCAAAUUUCCCUGGAAGACCUGCAGCUUCACCUAUGGUUCCUGCCCUUGUUCCGACAAUGCCUGGACCUCCUAAUUUCCCUGGAAGACCCACAACCUCACCUAUGGCUCCUGCUCCUGUUCCAACAAUGCCUUAUUCAUCCUCUGGACCUACAAAUUUCCAUGGAAAACCUGCAGCUAUGCCUAAUGGUCCAUAUGCACCACCUUCACAAGUCUCAGCUAAUGUAGGCCCUUAUCAACGUUUUUCGACACCACAGAUUACACCACCAGCACCACCUAUGUCUCCAUUCGGUGGCCCACCUGCUGGUCAAUCAACAUUACCCGCUCCCACUGUUCCUUCUGGAGGUCAACAAGCUUUUCAGCCCUCACAUUCUCCGUUUCACUCACAGCCCCAGCUUUCAUCAAUGCCUAUGGCACCUCCACCUCAACUUCAAAGUGGAAGUUAUCCGACUCAAAGAGGGAGUGCUCCCCCGUCCGCUGUAGAUUCAUCAUUUCCCUCAGCAAGGCCAAAUGUAUAUGGAUAUCCUUAUAGGCAAGCAACUCCAGGUCCUCCACCGGUGCAAAGUCCUGGUUUUCUUGGUCGCCCAGUAGCUUAUGGACCACCUAAUCCUCAUGCAGCUCACACAAAUUCAUUGCAACAUCCUGGUGUGGGUCCUCCUGUAGGGGGUCUUCCAGACUUAGUAGAGGAGUUCCGCUCGCUAUCUGUUGGAUCUGCUCCAGGAUUAAUGGACCCUGGAAUUGAUCACAGAUCACUGCCAAGACCGUUAGAUGGUGAUGCUGAGCCAACAUCCCCUGUUGGAAUGUACCCCAUGAAUUGUGCUUCUAGGUACUUGCGGCUCACAACUAGUGCAAUGCCAAAUUCCCAAUCACUUCUUGCGAGGUGGCAUUUGCCUCUUGGAGCAGUUGUUCAUCCUCUUGCUGAAGCUCCAAAAGGGGAGGAAGUGCCGAUAGUCAAUUUUGGACCCACUGGCAUUAUUCGUUGUAGGAGAUGCCGCACAUAUGUCAAUCCAUAUGUGCAAUUUAUGGAUGCAGGACGGAAGUGGCGCUGCAACAUGUGUGCUUUCAAUAAUGAUGUUCCCGGUGAAUAUUUUGCUCAUCUGGAUGCUAGUGGUAGAAGAAUUGAUAUGGAUCAACGUCCUGAACUGACGAAGGGUAGUGUAGAUUUUGUUGCUCCAACCGAAUACAUGGUGCGACCUCCAAUGCCGCCGCUAUAUUUUUUCCUCAUAGAUGUAUCAAUUUCUGCAGUCAAAUCUGGUAUGCUCGAGGUUGUAGCGAAGACCAUAAAGUCUUGUUUGGAUGAGCUGCCUGGCUCCCCAAGGACACAGAUAGGUUUUAUAACUUAUGACAGCACAUUGCAUUUCUACAAUAUGAAGUCAUCCCUGACGCAGCCCCAAAUGAUGAUAGUGUCAGAUCUAGAUGAUAUAUUUGUACCAUUGCCAGAUGAUCUCCUUGUAAACUUGUCUGAAUCCAGACACGUGGUGGAUUCGUUCCUAGAUAGCCUGCCAACCAUGUUUCUGGACAAUGUAAAUGUGGAAUCCGCGUUUGGGCCAGCACUGAAAGCAGCAUUUAUGGUUAUGAACCGACUUGGGGGGAAGCUUUUGAUCUUUCAAACAACACUACCAACUCUUGGUGUUGGCCGGUUAAGAUUACGUGGCGAUGAUCUUCGUGUUUAUGGAACAGAUAAGGAACAUGCCUUGAGAAUACCAGAAGAUCCAUUUUACAAGCAAAUGGCUGCUGAUCUUACUAAGUUCCAGAUUGGUGUGAAUGUAUAUGCUUUCAGUGACAAGUACACCGAUUUGGCUUCCUUAGGAACACUAGCAAAGUAUACUGGUGGCCAGGUAUACUACUAUCCAAGUUUUCAAGCAGGUAUUCACAAAGAGAAGUUGACUUAUGAGUUAGCUAGGGACCUUACGAGGGAAACUGCUUGGGAAAGCGUCAUGCGUAUAAGAUGUGGAAAAGGAGUACGAUUUACCACGUAUCAUGGACACUUUAUGUUAAGGUCGACAGAUUUAUUGGCACUUCCAGCUGUUGAUUCGGAUAAAGCCUUUGCAAUGCAGUUAUCUUUAGAAGAGAAUCUACUGACAAAUCAAACCGUAUAUUUCCAAGUUGCAUUGCUAUAUACUUCUUCUACGGGAGAGAGGCGUAUCAGGGUCCAUACAGCUGCAGCACCGGUGGUAGCUGACCUUGGAGAGAUGUACCGCCAGGCUGACACUGGUGCAAUAGUAUCUGUGUUUAGUAGGCUCGCCAUUGAGAAAGCUUUAUCAUAUAAACUAGAAGAUGCACGUCAUUCUGUGCAACUGAAGAUUGUCAAAGCCCUGAGGGAAUACCGAAAUCUAUAUGCUGUGCAGCAUCGUUUAGGCGGAAAGAUGAUAUAUCCUGAAUCACUAAAACUCUUACCUCUAUAUGGGUUGGCGUUGUGUAAAUCUGUACCUCUUCGUGGAGGAUUUGGUGAUGCCCAGCUUGACGAACGUUCUGCAGCUGGUUAUACCAUGAUGACAUUACCUACUUCGAGGCUGCUAAAGCUUCUCUAUCCGAACUUAAUUCGCAUUGAUGAGCACCUUGCAAAGGGACCAGCAAAUGCUGAUAAUUUGGCGAGUCACUUGAAGGAAUUACCUUUAGCUUCAGAGAGCUUAGAUUCCAGAGGCCUUUAUGUUUAUGAUGAUGGACUCCGCUUUGUUAUUUGGCUUGGCAAAAUUUUAUCACCUGAAAUAGCUAACAAUUUAGUUGGGGUGGAUUUAUCAGGUUUCAUUGAUCUGUCCAAGAUUAACCUUUCGGAGCAAGAUAAUGAUACAUCAAGAAGGCUAAUGGCGAUACUGAAAAGACUAAGAGAGAAGGAUCCUUCCUGUUAUCAGCAUUGCCAUCUUGUAAAGCAGGGUGAACACCCAAGAGAAGGUUUACUGCUGCUUGUGAAUCUAGUCGAGGACCAGAUUGCUGGAAGUAGUAGCUACGUGGACUGGAUGCUUCAAAUUCAUCGUCAAGUUCAGCAGGCUGCUUAAUACUUAUAAAAGGUUAUAUAUAGAUGUCUUGAUAGACUUGCAAAAGUUGAUUUGGUCAGCAACCUCCGAGAUUACUAUACUCUGAUGUCAACUUCAGAUGGACUGAUGAGGAGAUAGAACAUGUGAAGGAGAAGAAGCAAUUAGAAGAAACAAUUGAAAUAGGUGGAUUUCAACUCGAGGGUUUGGGCUUAAUGGAAACUGAUUACCGCCUACACCGCGAUAUGGUUAAGAACAGUUAAGCGCUGUUAUUUGAUCAAAUAAAUAACUAAACGAGGGUUAGUUUUAGUUUAAUGUAGUGUUUUUAACAUUAAAGAAAUAAAUUUUGUGUACCUAAUGUUAUAACCUACUUUUUCUUUUCUUUUUUAGUUUCUUAUUGUUUAUUCUUGCGUGUUUUUUUGUGUGUGCGCGUCUUUGGGAGUUAUGUCAAAAAGAAGAUUUAUAUGAAAAUUUAUCACAAGUGUUGUAGUACAAGCGUAAAACUGGUUUUUAUUUUCU
Papaver somniferum (opium poppy) is the source of this 3774-nucleotide messenger RNA. Its product is annotated as protein transport protein Sec24-like At3g07100. The transcript has 14 exons. The record is from RefSeq and is a predicted model, not a curated record. NCBI's taxonomy places the organism in Eukaryota, Viridiplantae, Streptophyta, Magnoliopsida, Ranunculales, Papaveraceae. Gene Ontology annotation, molecular function: zinc ion binding; SNARE binding. Gene Ontology annotation, biological process: intracellular protein transport; COPII-coated vesicle cargo loading; endoplasmic reticulum to Golgi vesicle-mediated transport. Gene Ontology annotation, cellular component: endoplasmic reticulum exit site; COPII vesicle coat. The coding region runs from base 250 to 3279 and encodes 1009 amino acids.